AGAAAAGAAGGGCACACUUACACCCACACGAAUCAAGUGACUUCCCUACUUCAUUGCAAACCAAACCAAAACAAACAUGGCGGCAGCACCAGAAAACACCACCCUUCUUGAGUCCACAGAUUUUCCCUUGAAGAGGCAAAGAGAAGAAGAAGAUGAAGAUCAAUUACCUCACAACGGUUUCUCUGAAACUGUUCCAAAAGACCCUCAACCAAAUGGUUUAUCUUCUGUUAUUCCUGGCUGGUUCUCUGAAAUUAGCCCAAUGUGGCCUGGGGAGGCUCACUCCUUGAAGGUGGAAAAGAUUUUGUUUCAAGGAAAAUCUGAUUAUCAGAAUGUUAUGGUCUUCCAGUCAGCAACAUAUGGCAAGGUUCUUGUUUUGGAUGGGGUCAUUCAGCUCACGGAAAGGGAUGAGUGUGCGUACCAAGAGAUGAUCACUCAUCUUCCUCUUUGCUCAAUUCCAAACCCCAAAAAGGUUUUGGUCAUUGGUGGAGGAGAUGGGGGAGUCCUGAGGGAAGUUUCACGCCAUGCUUCAGUUGAAAAGAUAGACAUUUGUGAAAUAGACAAGAUGGUUGUCGAUGUCUCCAAACAAUUUUUCCCUGAUAUAGCAGUAGGUUUUGAAGAUCCACGUGUGACACUUCAUAUUGGUGAUGGAGUUGCAUUUUUGAAGGCAGCCCCAGAAGGAACUUAUGAUGCAGUUAUUGUGGAUUCAUCUGAUCCUAUCGGUCCUGCUCAAGAGCUUUUCGAAAAGCCCUUUUUUGAGUCGGUUGCAAGGGCUCUUCGUCCAGGAGGUGUUGUAUGCACUCAGGCAGAAAGUAUAUGGCUUCAUAUGCAUAUCAUCGAGGACAUCGUAGUGAAUUGUCGCCAAGUAUUCAAAGGCUCUGUCAAUUAUGCCUGGACCACGGUUCCUACAUACCCAAGUGGGAUGAUUGGUUUUAUGCUUUGCUCAACUGAGGGGCCUUCGGUCGAUUUCAAGCAUCCGGUGAAUCCUAUUGAUGAGAAUGAUAGCCAGCAUGCUGGAAGACCAUUGAAAUUUUACAACUCUGAGAUCCAUUCAGCAGCUUUCUGUUUGCCAUCUUUUGCCAAGAGAGCAAUUGCUUCUAAAUCAAAUUGAGAACAUUUUCAUGGGAUUGAAAGGGUGCUUAUGGAUGUUGUCGUUUAUUUAUCCUUUUAUUGGUCAAUCGAUCCAUCUCCCCGUCAAUGAACGUGGAAUAAAGUAGUACUUCAAGUUGACAUUGAAGUGUAACUUUUAUUUCAUGAAAAUGAGUUGUAGUUGAUGGAUUCAGUUCUUAGGAACUUAUCUCAAACAUUAUUGACAAUAUGGAACUUUUUGUUUAAUGCAUAUGCUUGCUCUUUACCUAUUUUUUGAA
Molecule: messenger RNA, 1364 nt
Organism: Medicago truncatula (barrel medic)
Lineage: Eukaryota; Viridiplantae; Streptophyta; Magnoliopsida; Fabales; Fabaceae
Product: spermidine synthase 1
Exons: 9
Coding region: 77-1108 (343 amino acids)
Biological process (GO): spermidine biosynthetic process
Cellular component (GO): cytosol
Molecular function (GO): spermidine synthase activity
Source: RefSeq, a predicted model, not a curated record